Messenger RNA from Eufriesea mexicana, 913 nucleotides. Its product is annotated as COMM domain-containing protein 8. The transcript is spliced from 4 exons. The record is from RefSeq and is a predicted model, not a curated record. The coding region runs from base 374 to 913 and encodes 179 amino acids. NCBI's taxonomy places the organism in Eukaryota, Metazoa, Arthropoda, Insecta, Hymenoptera, Apidae.
UACUAUCUUACAUUUAAAGCGAACGUUAUCAAUCAUAGAUGGCGACGAGACGAGUUUGUCGGUGUGUUUUUGUAUACUUCGUAACGUGAAAUGUCAGGCAUGAAAUAUCAAGUUCAAUAAAAUACGAAUAAAACAUGAAAAUUUCUACUCGUACACGAUAAAUCUGUUUGUAAUUUCUUCGUUUUAUGUGGUGUUUCAUUUUUAUUAGUCGCAAAUCGAAAGUAAAUUAUACCCCUAUGUACGAUUACUGUUAUGUAAAAUAAACAUAUGACCAAUAAACUCCAAUGAUAUUUUCUACUAUAAUUACUUUUAAUUCUAUUGAAUUUUAUUAUUAAGAAUUCCAACUGUAGAAAGUUGACAAGAAGUUGUAAUUAUGGAAACUGCUCAAACUUUAUAUCUUAACCUCUUUGGUGAAGAUAAGAUUCAUGUUUUAAAGGAAUUGCUGCAUGCUUGCGCAGAUGAAAUAUGUGGAAGACCAGGACCGACCUAUCAUAAAUUUGUAAACAGUAUGGACUGGAGUAGGGCAGAGUACGAAGAAACAUACAAAUUAAUAUCGAUGCUUCUAAGAAAUCCAGCCUCUUUGUAUUUACUGGAAGAGAAGAUGCCACAAGAGUAUCACGAAUUACCAGAACCGAUUCAACAGAAUAUAUUGUCCUGUUUAAAAGUGAGAAGAGAACAAUUGACGGAUGCUCUGUUAAACAGGUACUCUAAAGAGAAACAAGAUACCGUAACAGAUUUUGACUGGAGGUUAAAGCUUGUAAUGGGCUCUAGCAAAUUAGCAUCAUUGAGAGAACCUCUUCUUCAGUUAGACCUCAUUCUCGAAAAUAAGGAAUCGAAACGUAUCUUAGACUUGGAAUUAAACAAGGAUGAACUGGAUACGUUCAUAAACGCAAUGGAAAGUAUUGUACAAUAA